Messenger RNA from Nothobranchius furzeri (turquoise killifish), 1585 nucleotides. RefSeq names its product microtubule-associated protein 1 light chain 3 beta (gene map1lc3b). Lineage: Eukaryota; Metazoa; Chordata; Actinopteri; Cyprinodontiformes; Nothobranchiidae. The record is from RefSeq and is a predicted model, not a curated record. Gene Ontology annotation, molecular function: microtubule binding; ubiquitin protein ligase binding. Gene Ontology annotation, biological process: autophagy of mitochondrion; autophagosome maturation; autophagosome assembly. Gene Ontology annotation, cellular component: autophagosome membrane; autophagosome; cytosol.
UUUGCUCGCCUCGUCCUGAUCAAAAACACCGACGGAGUGAGCAAGGCAGGAAGCAAGCGACGACGUCAAAACCACCAAACUCUUCUUCGUUUUAGUGACUUUUUAACCGAGCAGCUACCGAACCAGCGGCCCCGGAGACGUUAGAAAACAGUUUUAAUUACGUUGAGCUGCUUUAACGUCGCCGCGACUCCGGUUUUUAGCGCCGUUAGCUGCUGACUGACGCAAAAUGCCAUCAGAGAAAACAUUCAAACAAAGAAGGACGUUCGAGCAGCGAGUAGAAGAUGUGAGGCUGAUCCGAGAGCAGCAUCCUAACAAGAUUCCUGUGAUCAUUGAGAGAUAUAAAGGAGAAAAGCAGCUUCCCAUCCUGGAUAAGACGAAGUUCCUGGUGCCGGAUCACGUAAACAUGAGUGAACUCAUUAAGAUCAUCAGGAGGCGCCUCCAGCUGAACUCCAACCAGGCCUUCUUCCUGCUGGUUAAUGGACACAGCAUGGUGUCCGUGUCGGCGGCCAUCUCUGAGGUGUACGAGCGCGAGCGGGACCAGGACGGUUUCCUCUACAUGGUCUACGCUUCCCAGGAGACGUUCGGCGCUGCCCCGUGAACGGUCUUCCAGCUCUCUUCCAUCUGGCCCGGCGAUUGGACACCUGUAGUUUCUAGUCUUCCCCUCCCACAGUUCCCAUCAUGUACCUCUUUAGUCUGGUAGUGCAGGUCCAAAAAGGCUCGAGCUUUUAAUCGUGGUUUAGCUCAACUGUAAAACUCCCAGAACCUCCGAUUUUAGAGAACGCCGUCAGCGACUCGGUGUUGUCCUCUCCGGUUGGCGGCUGUUACUUCAGUGUUGUUCCUCCCGUGUAAAUACGUUUCCGGCCCCUCCUGCUCAUCCAUCAGAUCAUCGGAGACUAGAGAGUAGAGGGUCCGGAUCCAGGUUCUGUUUUUAUUAGAGAUUUUUAUUGGAGUAGAUUUUUAACAUCUGCUGCGUCUCACCAUUCCCUUCCCGGUCCUGCUCCGGCAUUUUUAAUUUUUCCUUCCUGCCUCCAAGCCUGAAGCAUCUUCCCUGUAACGGAUGUCUGAAAGUCGCUUUGCUCUCAGAACACAAGAUUGUAGUUUACAGAAAAUCUAUAGAAGUCUUUAUGAAGCGAUGCCUUGGCGGUCAGACGACGGUGACUUAAAACACCGUGGUGAGUGAAACCCAGUGGGAGCUGGGUCUGGUGUCGCGUCCUCUUCCUCGCAUCGUUCCCGAGUUCUCCCCAGCGGACCGAGCGGAUCUGUCCGGGUUCGGGGGGUCGUGUGACUGCUCUGUGGCUUUUUAAGGGCUGCUGCCCGUCUGAAAGCAGAUCUUCACCACCACCACCACUUCCUGUGCUGUUGUGCUCCUCCUCUUCAUCACCGCCAUCAUAACACAUUGAAGUUUAGCUGCUUUAUAUUAAGGUAUUAUCGUUUCGGUUCUUUUAUUUCAUGUGAUUUUACGUCUUUAAUGUCUGCAGUUUGGAAAUGUGAUGCCAAUGCUUUUACACGCACACACACACACACAGCCUACUUUAUGUAUUUAUGUUGGUAUUUUGUAAACAAUAAAUAGAAAUGACAAAAAUGA